Messenger RNA from Hippopotamus amphibius kiboko, 2107 nucleotides. It is a transcript of the gene HS3ST1, whose product is annotated as heparan sulfate-glucosamine 3-sulfotransferase 1. Lineage: Eukaryota; Metazoa; Chordata; Mammalia; Artiodactyla; Hippopotamidae. The coding region runs from base 849 to 1784 and encodes 311 amino acids. The transcript is spliced from 3 exons. Gene Ontology annotation, molecular function: [heparan sulfate]-glucosamine 3-sulfotransferase activity. The record is from RefSeq and is a predicted model, not a curated record.
AAGAAAAGAUGACUUUGUGGAGAUGCAUUUUAUGUGCCUGAAAUGAUGAGUGUAGAGAUAUUGACUACCUGAAUAAGACCUUUAUCAGCCCCUACACUGGAAAACAGUCCUGCCAGGGCUGAUGAUAACAUUUGGUGAGCGUUUUCUGUAUGCCAGGCCCUUUUCUUAGCACUCAUGUAGUAAUAUCUCCUUUAAGCCUCAUGACAAUCCUACAAAAUUAAUACUGUAACCAUCCCUACAUUUCAGGUAAAAGAAAAAAAAAAAAAAAAAACGAAGCACACAGAGGUCACAUGACUUGUUCUCGGUCACACAGAGGAAGUAAAUGGAGCUGGGAUUCAAACCCACGCUUUUAACCACCAGCCUGCCCUCUCUGAGCUCUUGUAAUUCAUGUCGAGGAUUCCCGAAUGUCUCCCUCAGAUGCCAGAUCAUUUCAAAUAUGUUAUUUAAGUAAUAAUAUAUCGAAAACAUUGUAAAAGUAGAAACUAUAUAUCACUUUGCAGCAACAUUCAGAAAGGAUAAAUCAUCAGGCUGAGGAUGAUUGAAUUUAUUGAAUAGUGUUAUAUUUCAUCUGAAGAUACUGAAAUUAUAACAAGAAAUAACAUGGGAUCACAGAGAAGCUUGUGUCGAUUGCAAGAUCGAGGUGUUGUUCUUCUGGAUAGGUUAAAUGGCAUUUAAAGAUUUCAAGAUGACUGAGAUAAUAAGCAACCUGCAGGCAGGGAUGUCUUAGUCCUCACUCCACCCCUGGUGUGUUUCAAGUAAUCAGAAGCCUGCGACACCCAUGUGUCACUGACCUGGAGACAUCCCCCGCGGCAGGCGCGCGGCCCAGUGAAGCCACCGUGGUGUCCAGCAUGGCCGCGCUGCUCCUGGGCGCGGUGGUGCUGGUGGCCCAGCUGCAGCUCGUGCCUUCCCGCCCCGCCGUGCUCGGGGCCGAGCCGGGCCCCCCGGAGCUUGUGCGGAAAGCGGUGACCCUCCAGGACGAGGUCCGGGACGGCGCGGCCCCCAACGGCUCCGCGCGGCAGCUGCCGCAGACCAUCAUCAUCGGUGUGCGCAAGGGCGGCACCCGCGCACUGCUGGAGAUGCUCAGCCUGCAUCCCGACGUGGCGGCCGCGGAGAACGAGGUGCACUUCUUCGACUGGGAGGAGCAUUACAGCCAAGGCCUGGGCUGGUACCUCAGCCAGAUGCCCUUCUCCUCCCCGCACCAGCUCACGGUGGAAAAGACCCCCGCGUACUUCACGUCGCCCAGAGUGCCUGAGCGGGUCCACAUCAUGAACCCAUCCAUCCGGCUGCUGCUCAUCCUGCGGGACCCCUCGGAGCGCGUGCUGUCCGACUACACGCAAGUGUUCUACAACCACGUGCAGAAGCACAAGCCCUACCCUUCCAUCGAGGAAUUCCUGGUGCGCGACGGCCGGCUCAACGUGGACUACAAGGCUCUCAACCGCAGCCUGUACCACGUGCACAUGCAGAACUGGUUGCGCUUCUUCCCGCUGCGCCGCAUCCACAUCGUGGACGGCGACCGCCUCAUCAGGGACCCCUUCCCCGAGAUCCAAAAGGUCGAGAGGUUCCUGAGGCUGUCGCCGCAGAUCAACGCCUCGAACUUCUACUUUAACAAAACCAAGGGCUUUUACUGCCUGCGGGACGGCGGCCGGGACCGCUGCUUACACGAGUCCAAGGGCCGGGCCCACCCCCAAGUCGACCCCAAGCUCCUCAAUAAACUGCACGAAUAUUUUCACGAGCCAAAUAAGAAAUUCUUCGAGCUUGUCGGCAGAACAUUUGACUGGCACUGACUUGCGAUCAGCUAGGCUCGGAACCUUUCCUAUUGUAAAUUCUGGUGUAUAUCUGGCGGGGCGGAAAGAAUUUUAAAAGGGCAUUUAAGCUAUAAUUUAUUUGUAAAGUCCAUAAAUUACUUCUGUACAGUAUUAGAUUCACAAUUGCCAUAUAUACUAGUUAUAUUUUUCUACUUGUUAAAUUGAGGGCAUUUUGUAUUGUUUUUCAUGGUUAACGUGUAAUAUGUCUCUAUAUGAAGGAACUAAAAUAUUUCACUGCGGAAAAAAAAAAAUCUGGAGACACUGUCUUUUUUGAAUAUAAUUAACUUGCCCCCCACUCAAAA